AUGCCCAGCAAACGAAAGCCUGCCGUCUCUCGAGCGGCAGAGACCGACGAAGACGAAUAUUUGCCGGAUGAGACCUCCCCCCUUCUCUCGGAUCAGCAAGAAGAUGAUGGCGACGUCGACCAACCCGCAGUCUCGACGACGACCCGAGCGAAGAAGUCGAAGGGAGAACGACGCAAAUCGCGAUGGCCGUCCUUCAUCGCCAUCAUCGUCCUUGCCGCUCUCGUCAUCUCCAUCAUCGUUCUCGGCUUCAUAGUCCCUCCAGCUGUUCAGGAGUAUGUCGAAAAGAGCGUCAUCAUCGAACCUACGAGCCUGUCGCUCGAGUCCUUGACCGCCGACGGCGUUCGCAUCCGUGUCCAGGCCCACUUUCGUCUCGAUGGAUCCCGUGUUGCCGAUGAGAACGCGCAGCGGAUCGGUAGGAUUGCCACAAGCAUCAUACGACGGUUCGGCGCCGGCGAGACGAAGCUGGACGUUCGCCUUCCUCAGUACGGCAACAAUCUCCUCGGCACCGCCGUUGUGCCCCCCCUCUCCGUCGAUCUGGUGGAUGGGCAUAACAAUGAGUUGGAUUUCGUGACCGAUGUUGUGCCCGGAAACCCCGACACCGUGCGCAAUGUUGUCAAUGAUUGGUUGAAGGGCAAUCUCAAUCAACUCAAAGUGUCAGGACGCGCAACCCUGAGUCUCAGUGCUGGGUUUAUACCCCUUGGAACGCACGACGUGCUGGAAUCUAUGGUUUUUGAAGCCCACGAGAUUCCGUCGCUCCCCGAGUACAAGAUAGAACAGCUCGUUUUUCAUGAUGUCCCUGUCGGUGACGACGGCCAGAUGGGCGUUGGUGCCAACGUCACCGUCACAUUGCGCAACGACUACCCCGUGGCGCUGACCGUCCCGUCGCUUGGCUUUGAAGUCCUUGUUCCCAACUGCGAUCCAUCAGAGCCCAACAUCAAGGUCGCCUCGGCCGUCACAACCGUCAUUGACAUCCGUUCGAAAUCCAAAGUCACCGCCGAGGCGAAAGGGGUCAUGCGCGAAUUGCCCGAGUCUCUGACGAAAGCCUGCCCGAACACAAAGUUAUCCCCAUUGGACAGCUUCAUGGAGCGCUACCUUCAUGACGAGACAGCACAAGUGUUCGUCCGCGGCGACCCGUCAGGUCUCGCCGAUGUCCCCGACUGGGCUGGCGAACUCCUCACGAGCAUCACCGUUCCCAUCGGCUUCCCCGGUCGUUCCUUGGAUAACUUCAUCCGAAACUUCUCGUUAACCGACGUCGACUUCAAGCUGCCCAGCCCCAUUGCCGAUCCCAAUGGCCCGGACAGCAAUCCUCGCGUGUCCGGAACAGUCCAGGUCUUGGCAGCGUUGCCGCCGGGCUUGAACAUCGACCUCACUGUUGACCGCCUGAGGGCGAACGGCACCCUGUACUACAAGUCUCGGAAGUUUGGAGAGCUGCACCUUGAUAAAUGGCAAAAGGCCCACUCGACCAUCACCCCGGGCCGUGAGGACGAAGAAGACAUCAUCGCCAUCAUCUCUCGUAUUGUCGACGCUCCCGUCAAGAUUACCAACGGCGAAAUUUUCAGAGACAUUGUGCAGAAGCUUCUCUUUGGCGACAAGGAUAUCCUUCUCGACGUCGAAGCUUCCGUCGAUGUUGAGAUCACGACGGUACUGGGCAAGUUGAUUGUGAAAGAUGUCCCUGCUGAGGGCAAGGUGCCAGUCAAACACAUACCCGGUCGCACCAUCGGGGCUCUUCAGCCGCAGAUUCGCGAUGUUCGAAUUGUAAACACCUCUCAUACCGGCGUACUGUUGCAAGCAGCGGUUCGUGUGACGAAUCCUACGCCAUAUUCGGCGACGGUACCAUACGUCAGCCUUCACAUCAUGAAGGAUGGGCUCCUGAUUGGAGAGGCCAUCGCCAAAGAUAUUCAUCUUCGGCUUGGAGACAGCUCCGACAUAAAAAUAAGUCUGACUUGGGAUCCCCUGACGUUUGGGGGGGAGACAGCGCGACGCGUCAGUCGUCGACUGCUGUCCGAAUAUCUCUCCGGAAAGAACACAACCAUCGAAGUCAGAAGUCAUCGCGGGACCAUUCCAGCAAUACCCAUCCUUGGGGAGGCGCUCUCCAAGAUCAACAUCACACUCGACACGCCUCGGAUAAAGCUGCCAGAGGGGGACGACGACAGCGAGGGCCAAGGCUUCGUGCGACACGCCACCUUCCACCUCCUCUCAUCAACGGCCACGUUCAUGCUUGCGUCGCCGCUUCGCCGCGACACUGCCCACAUUGAGCACAUCAACGCGACGGCCUUUUACAACCAUACCGAGCCAGUCGGGGAGAUCCUGCACGAGGAACCCUUUGACGCACCGCCCGGAAUAUCGCAAACACCGCGGUUAUCGGUCGAAUGGUCCACAUCACAUGUUGGCUUUGACAAGCUCAAGGAAGCCCUCGGCGGCACGCUGGAGCUUGACGCAGUGGCAGACGUCACCGUCAGGUUGGGAAACUGGGUUGAGAAGGUAAAAUAUGAGGGAAAAGGCAUCGGCGCAAAAAUAUCUCUGUAG
Messenger RNA from Drechmeria coniospora, 2526 nucleotides. RefSeq lists its product as uncharacterized. The transcript is spliced from 3 exons. Gene Ontology annotation, cellular component: fungal-type vacuole membrane. Bases 1 to 2526 code for a protein of 841 amino acids. The record is from RefSeq and is a predicted model, not a curated record. Lineage: Eukaryota; Fungi; Ascomycota; Sordariomycetes; Hypocreales; Ophiocordycipitaceae.